AUGUACAUUCAGAGCGACACCGAUUUGCUGGACCAUGAUAGGUGGCGCGAGAUCGUGGCCAAAUCUUUCGUGGAAAUGCAAUAUGGUGAAUUCAUUAGCCGGCACUGCUCUGCGUUGUGGCUGGAGAAAAACUUGGCAGCGGUUCUCGAAAGGGGUUCAGAAAUCAUGAGGCACGUCGCUUCUCUGCCGACCAAGAAUCUUGGAUCAUCACGGAACGGGUCCGACUCGGCCUCGGCGGGAACAGGGCUAGGAAAGGGCGACGCCUUUACCAUCACUUUGGACCAGGACGGUUCGAGAUCGACCAAGACGGGGGAAUGUCUGCUGAAACUGGAUCGGGUCCGAGUCAACGAUUUUCCCACGGAAGUUUCAGCAGACAUCAUCAUCCAAUCAUCUAUUUCAGGCACAAGGAAGUACGCCGCGACCAUGUCAAUGGCGUCUCAGACGUCUGUCAUGUCCGCAACUCAUCGAAUAGGCGAUCGAAGCGACCCAAGCCACGUUUGCUUACCAUUCUCCGGCCAAUUUGCUGAAUUGGUUGUGGACGAGGGAGAUAUCGUACGAGAGAAUGAUUUAUUGUGCGUGGUGAAGCAGAUGAAGAUGGAACUGGAAGUUCGAGCCCCAUAUGCUGGAGUCGUGACAUGGGUGCGUGAUGUCGAAGAAGGGGAGACGGUGAAUGAGGGUGUUCUCAUAUGCACACUUCGUCGUGCAGAGACUGAACCCAAAAGGAACGUCCGGCCAGAAAUUUCGCCGAAAAUAUGA
Rhinocladiella mackenziei CBS 650.93 is the source of this 756-nucleotide messenger RNA. RefSeq lists its product as uncharacterized. The transcript has 2 exons. The record is from RefSeq and is a predicted model, not a curated record. The coding region runs from base 1 to 756 and encodes 251 amino acids. Lineage: Eukaryota; Fungi; Ascomycota; Eurotiomycetes; Chaetothyriales; Herpotrichiellaceae.